AUGGAUGUUUUUCCUGAAGAAGUUCCUGGUUUACCUCCUCCGCGAGAAGUGGAGUUCUCCAUUGAUCUGGUCUCAAGAGUAGGGCCAAUAUCUAUAGCCCCUUAUCGGAUGGCUCCAGCUGAGUUGGCCGAGUUGAAGAAGCAGAUUGAAGAGCUACCGUUCUUAGACAGGUUCGUUGUUGUCUUUAUAGAUGACAUACUUGUCUAUUCUAAGAUUCGGGAAGAGCAUGAAGAUCACCUUAGGGCAGUGCUUGGAGUACUGAGAGAGAGAAAAUUGUAUGCCAAGCUAUCUAAGUGUGAGUUUUGGAUGGAAGAAGUUCCUUUUCUUGGGUACGUGAUUUCAGUCGGAGGAAUUUUUAUUGAUCCCGCUAAGGCGCAAGCAGUACUCCAGUGGGAGAAACCUAAGACUGUGACUGAAGUCAGGAGUUUUGUAGGUUUGGUGGGCUAUUAUCGUCAUUUUAUUGAGAGUUUUGCUCGGAUUGUGGCGCCGUUGACGCAACUGACUAGGAAGGAUCAACCUUUUGUUUGGACAGACCGUUGUGAGACUAGCUUCCAAGAGCUAAAUAAAAGGUUGACUAGUGCACCAGUUUUGGUUAUGCCUGACACAGGGAAAAGAAGGUUUCUGAUUGGGGGACAAGGUCGUGAUGUUGGAAUGAAGGGGAGCAGAAACCGUUUUACAGAGUACGCGGAUGAUGGCAAAGACGUUUUGGGAUGGCAGAGACGUUUUGGGAUGUACGAGAUCGGUACAAGGGGAUUUGGAUACGGGGCACAGAGAAAGGAUCAAAAACACAUGGAGAGAGAGCAGAGGGAGGGGAUCAUUAUUCUGGUUUUGGAGAGAAAGGAGAGGAGACAUUGGCACCUGCAAAGAAAAACAGGAGGCAUUAUUCACAAAAAAGAGAGGGGAGAAGUCAGCUACUCAGGGGAGAGACUCAUCGGAGACACAAGGUUGGCAAUAGCAAACGAAGCUUCAAAAGUUGAAUACAUUCAUGGUGUUGUGGAUAUUUGUAAAUACCCUUAUACACAUCAACAUCCAUCUCUUCAUCCUUACGCCUCACGGCCAGCUAACGUGGUGGCAGAUGCAUUGAGUAGGAAGUCAGUGCAUGUUUCCGCAUUGAUGGUGAGAGAGUUAGAGCUGGUGGAAAGCUUCAGAGAUUUGAGAUUACGGGUGGACUUUGAAGCUGACAGCAUUAGAUGCAGUAAAUUGGUGGUGUCUAGUAGUUUGUUAAAGCGUGUUAAAGAAGGGCAAUUAUUAGACACCGAGCUUCAGAAGUCAAUAGCUUUCAUUGGAAAGUUGUGGAAACAUCAUCUGGAGCAUUGCGAUAUGGCGUGA
This is a messenger RNA of Vigna angularis (adzuki bean), 1329 nucleotides long. RefSeq lists its product as uncharacterized. The record is from RefSeq and is a predicted model, not a curated record. The transcript has 6 exons. NCBI's taxonomy places the organism in Eukaryota, Viridiplantae, Streptophyta, Magnoliopsida, Fabales, Fabaceae. The coding region runs from base 1 to 1329 and encodes 442 amino acids.